Oryctolagus cuniculus (rabbit) is the source of this 2662-nucleotide messenger RNA. The record is from RefSeq and is a predicted model, not a curated record. Lineage: Eukaryota; Metazoa; Chordata; Mammalia; Lagomorpha; Leporidae.
GGGCCGGCCUGGGGGUGGGGCCUGCGCGCGCGGGAAGUGCCUGCGGAGCGGCUGACCGGCCUCUCAGCCGCCGCGAGUCAUGGCCUUUUCCGUGCCGGGCUACUCGCCCAGCUUCAAAAAGCCGCCGGAGAUUCUGCGGCUGCGACGGAAGAGGGCCCGCAGUCAGGGGGCUGCCGCCUCGCCGUCGCCUCUUCUGCCCGAACCGGCGCCUCGCCGCGCCGCCCUGGCUGCCGGGCUGCCCCUGCGCCCCUUCCCGGCCGCCCCGGGCCGAAGUGGCGUCGGCGGGCCCGCCGCGGCCCGGAGGAACCCCUUCGCCCGCCUCGACAACCGGCCCCGGGCCGCCGCGGAGCCCCCGGACGAGCCGCCCCGCGACCAGCAGGAGGCUGCGGACCGGUUUUUAGAUUCUAACCGAGAGAAUGAUUUGCAGUGGGAUGAGAUGAGUCCUGAAAGAACGGCUGUUACUGCCCUUCCCCAGACUCCACAAGUAGCCUACAAAUCUGAUGGUCCAUCUUCAGAAGGUACUGAGUUACCUGUGGACUGGAGUAUUAAAACUCGACUCCUCUUCACCUCUUCUCAACCCUUUGCGUGGGCGGAUCAUUUGAAAGCACAGGAAGAAGCCCAGGGUCUUGUCCAGCAUUGUAGGGCAACAGAAGUUACUUUGCCUCAGAGUAUACAGGAUCCCAAGCUAUCCACUGAGCUCCGCUGUGCCUUCCAACAGAGCCUUAUCUAUUGGCUCCACCCUGCCUUGUCUUGGCUACCACUGUUUCCUCGCAUUGGAGCUGAUAGGAAAAUGGCUGGAAAGACAAGUCCUUGGUCAAAUGAUGAAACCCUACAACACAUUUUAAUGAGUGACUGGUCUGUGAGCUUUACUUCUCUGUACAGCCUACUGAAGACCAAGCUCUGCCCCUAUUUCUACGUUUGCACUUACCAGUUCACGGUCCUGUUUCGAGCAGCAGGGUUAGCAGGAAGUGAUGCAGUCACGGCUCUUAUUUCUCCUACAACUAGAGGUCUGAGAGAAGCCAUGAAAAAUGAAGGUAUUGAAUUUUCUCUGCCUUUAAUAAAAGAAAAUGGCCGAAAGAAGGAAACAUCUGGAACAAGCUUGGGACAUGCGGAAGAGCAAGCAAUCAGUGAUGAGGAUGAAGAGGAAAGUUUUUCCUGGCUGGAAGAAAUGGGUGUGCAAGAUAAAAUUAAAAAGCCAGACACACUAUCAAUCAAGCUCCGUAAAGAGAAGCAUGAAGUACAAAUGGACCACAGGCCUGAGUCUGUUGUGUUGGUGAAAGGAAUCAACACUUUUACGUUACUCAAUUUUUUGAUCAACUGCAAGAGUUUAGUUGCAACCUCAGGCCCACAGGCAGGACUUCCACCAACCCUGCUGUCCCCUAUAGCUUUCCGAGGUGCCACGAUGCAAAUGCUUAAGGCACGAAGUGUGAAUGUGAAGAGCCAAGCUCCUUCUGGAUACAAAGAUCAGUUUAGUUUGGAGAUUACAGGUCCUAUCCUGCCUCAUUGUGUGCAUUCCGUCACCAUGCUGCUCCAGUCUUCACAAAGCGGGUCCUUCUCGGCAGGACUCUAUCCACAUGAGCCAACUACUGUAUUUAAUAUAUGCCUGCCUAUGGAUAAUGUACUGGAUAAGGAGGUGGUACACAAAGAGCUUGCUAACUGUGGGUUGCAUCCUAAGACUCUGGACCAACUCAGUCAAAUACCGUUACUGGGGAAAUCAUCUUUACGGAAUGUGGAAAUGAGUGACUACGUUUAUAAUUGGAGAUCCUGAACACCAAAGCUUACCAAGUGAGCUGCAAGUUCAUGUGAAAACUUAUUACCAAAUAGUUUUACUAUAAGUUCACAUUUCUUAAGUGUGAAAAUAUACUCAAAAUAGGAUCAAGACUGUCUGAACCUCUUAAGGAUCUUCAAGGGUUUACUUCAAAAAGCCUAUUUCCAGCUUGUGAAGUUAACACAGGUUAUGUAAUAAUACGUAAGAUAACAACUGCAUUAAAAGGGGUUAAAUUUUACAUAAUCAGUAUUAAAACUCAGAAAAUAACAGAGUUAUCCUUUAUAUCAGUACUAUGCUAUGAAUCUUCUGCAGUAACAGCUACUAGGCACUUGAAAUGGAGCUAAUGUGAUUAAAAUGAUUUUUUUUAGUAACUGAUGACUACUAUAUUGGACAAUAUUUACAAUCUUAACCAUCCUUUUAUGUGGCAAAAGCACCAAAAUGGUAUCUUCAUAACCCUUCUAAAAGCUGCAAGAAAAUCUUAAAUCUGCGAAAUAUUAUCAAGUUGUCAUCAACAUUUCCACCCAUUCAAUAGAGACCAGCUAGCUACCUAAUGUGUAAAAACUGUGCAAUAAUUUGUCUAUAGGUACAUUGAGGGAAAUGUUUCAUUUCCUUUCCCCUAGGACUUGUUCAAAAAGGUGAAAUCUAUGUUUAGAAAUUCCUGAAUUACAUUUCUCUUUCUCACAUUAAUAAAAAGUGCCCAACUUCUUUCACCUCUUUAUCAGCAACAAAGCAGACAAUUUCUUCUAAAAUCUUCAAAGGUUUCAUUGUAAUGCCAUACACAAGGCAGUGGGUAUGAUGUAACAUUUCAUGACUUAAGUCAUAUGAGUGUGCCUUUUUAUAUCCUUAUUUAUUAUUUAAAAACUCCUAAACCAAUGUAAUCCCAUUUUAUUAACC